AUGUCACAAUAUCAGUAUGGCCAACACGGCCAGUAUGAGCCCUACUACAACGGCCAGUCCGGCCAGGGUACACAAUCUCCUGGAUUACUCGACUCUCCGUCCAUUCACAUGCCCGGCACCGUGACUACCAUGGCGCCUGGUUGCCACGGAUAUGGAGGCACCAUCUCCACCACUGCUGCGACCACCGGUCAAGCUCCCCGUGCGGGCUUUGCCGUAGACCAACAAUUCCAGGAAGCUCAUGAUGCGUCCACCCAAGGGAACGAACGCUUUACUAUCUUGAACCACUUCUUGCACGACCGCAAUGUUGCCUGGACCCCCAUGAAAGUUGUUGGGUCGCUGGGCGACAGUCAGAUAUCCAACCUCCCGAUAAACUCUGGAUACUCCGAAUAUCCCAGAUAUCGUGAUAACCAUGCGCCAUCCGAGUGUGAUACUGCCGUUGACCGUGCUGGAGUUUUCUCCGACUCGGGAUAUGGGAGUAUAGCCAGGCAGAGUGUGGGAAACCCUUCCGUAUACGGGGACGUGGACCGUGGCGGUGAUACCCAAAUCAUGCUCCAGAUGUCCCAGUUUCAACUUCAGCAGGAUUCAAACCCCCAAGCUACAGUUAUUCCCAAGGACACUCUUAUGCAAGACUUGGGAAGCGAUGACUGGGGCCAUCGAAACACUACCACUUGUCUCGAGCGCAAAAGUUUGUUUUGCGAGUACUGUCGGGAAUAUGUCAAGACCAAGUCGGAGCUAAAUAAACAUAAACAGAAACAUACAAAGCCACAUCACUGCCUGGAACCUGGCUGCAAACGUGACAUAGGCUUCAGCACCAAGAACGACCUGCAGAGACAUUUGGCAUCCGUUCACAAAAAGUAUAACGUCGUAUAUCACUGUUGUCAUGGCACUUGCCCGACCAAGACCAAGGACGAGAAGGAUUGGCCUCGGGCAGAUAAUUUUAGGCAACAUUUGAGAAGGGUUCAUCAGAUUUAUCUCAAGGCUGAGGACGACCUGAAGAGAUAUGAAGUUCACCUUUCGCAAGAGCAGGUACUUGCCGGUCCGAGUUCCGUCGCCGUUUUCGCGUCGCAGCAGAUGCAGAUGAUGUCUCAGCAAAACGGCGCUUCCCGGCCUGACCAGGCGCAAAUACAAUAUCUGAGUCAUAUGGCACCUUUCACUGAAACCAGCCUUCAGGCUCCAGCGGAUUCCUCGAUCAUCCUUCAGAGUCGAACGGUCUCGGUGAGCGAGACUGUGGAUUUUCCCGCUGUGGAAAAUGGCGAUUGGUACACAUGGCCUGAUGCAGGCACCGCAGAGGUCAGCUCCCACGUCCUUCACUUGGUUUCCAGCCGCCGCGGCUCGCUGCGCGCACUCGAGAGGACUAGAUCCAUCUCGAUCGAUGAACCCUCGAGUGGUCAGCAGCCUGGUUUCGAAUCGGAAGUCUUGGUAGACGGACGUGCGGAGAUGCCUGCGACGGCUGCUAACAGUGAUAUCAGUCCCUCGAUUACCACGGUUGGUAUGAAUCUGGAUAUCCGUCCUAUGUCGACUGGUAGUGGUCACAUACGGUCCCAUGUCAACGAACUGGACGGCAACACUCACCAGCAUCUCGACAGUGCCGAAGUGGACAGUCCUGUGAAUAAUCAUCAUGAUGGUGAGCCAGUUGAAGACGAGGAGGUGGAUGAUGUUGUGCCUGACUUGGGUCAAGACACAUCCGCGGAUGACUCUGAUGAACCUGAGACGGCGUUGGUCAGGUAUUCGUUGGACUAUUCGAUUGAGAACUCAUCCAAGCCCAACCUCUCACCACAGUUAGCUCUCUCUUUUCCCCUAACAGGAGUGAACAUUGAUGACGAUGAGGGUGCUCUCACUUUUCUUCGAGUCUUGCAAGCAAAGGGUAACCUCGACCAACUGAUGGCCGAGCUCGGGUAUCAAAAGAAGGAAGAGAAAUCCGAGCAACCAGAACCAACUGAGAAGAAGGCAGAGCCUGCACCCACCUCUGCUCCCAGGACCGGAAACAGCAAAAAUCCCUGCUCCAUGUGCGACAAGAGCUUCAAUCGCAGGUGCGAACUCAAGAAGCACCAAAAGCGCCACGACAAGCCCUACGCCUGUACCUUUCACAACUGCUCCAAAAACUUUGGCAGCAAAAACGACUGGAAGCGGCACGAAAACAGCCAACAUCUUCAACUCGAGAUCUGGCGCUGCGACGAGAAGCAACAGCAGCAACAGCAACAACAGGGCGUCGUUGACGACCGCAACCGGGUCUGCGGCUGGGUCGCCCACCGUCGCGAGUCUUUCCGCACACACCUGUCCAAGGAACAUAGCAUGGACGACACGACCAUGGAGAAAAAGGUAACCGAGUGCCACAUUGGCCGCAACUGCGAGUCGCGCUUCUGGUGCGGGUUUUGCCGCAAGACGAUCGAGUUCCAGAAGGAUAAGAAGCUGGCGUGGUCGGCGAGGUUUGAUCAUAUCGAGGAUCAUUUCAUUGGAAGGAAUGGGGUAAGACAGCAAAAUAUUAAAGAUUGGGAGUUUAUUGAGUCCCCUGUGGCUGGUGGUGGUGGUGGAAAGAACGGAACUAGGACUGGAACUGGAAAAGGGGCAGCGGAGAUGGCAGGGAGGGAAGUGGUUGAUUUGACUGUUGAGCAGGCAGGGGACGAUGAUCUAGAACCUGAGAGAAGCUCUUCGAGUUCCUCUUUGUAUGUCACGGGGCAGCGACGGGUGCAGCAACAAACUCUUAAGCGCCGCUUGGACGCAGAAGACGGGACCGUAACGUCUUCUGCUGCGCCGAGAGCAAAGAGGCACAAGUCGGGUAAUAGGCAGAGGGAGUAUCUCUGGUCUUGUUGCCAGUGUACCGGAGCAAUGUUCAAUGUCGAGACGACGCCCGCGUGUCUGGAUUGUAACCAUGCUCAAUGCGAGCACUGCGUUGUUGAGCACCAUAGGGGCCCUCGGGAGAGACGUUAG
Neurospora hispaniola is the source of this 2928-nucleotide messenger RNA. RefSeq lists its product as uncharacterized. The record is from RefSeq and is a predicted model, not a curated record. Gene Ontology annotation, biological process: regulation of transcription by RNA polymerase II. Gene Ontology annotation, cellular component: chromosome. Bases 1 to 2928 code for a protein of 975 amino acids. Gene Ontology annotation, molecular function: chromatin insulator sequence binding. The transcript has 5 exons. Lineage: Eukaryota; Fungi; Ascomycota; Sordariomycetes; Sordariales; Sordariaceae.